ACAUUUCAAACUAACUGGGCCAGGCUCCAUUCCAUAAAGCCCACCUAAACCCUCUCACUAUAUAAAUGAAACAAAGGAGCGAAGUUGUCACCUCAUUGCCGCCGGUGGAUUAGGGUUUUACGUUUCUCAUAGAGCUUCCAAGCUAAUACACAGAGCGGCGCCGUCGUCUUCCGAGAAAAGCAACCAUGGGGCACCAGAACGUCUGGAAUUCUCACCCCAAGACCUACGGUCCUGGAUCGAGGGCUUGCCGUGUCUGUGGCAACCCUCAUGCAAUCAUCAGGAAGUACGGGCUCAUGUGCUGCAGGCAAUGCUUCCGCAGCAACGCCAAGGAGAUUGGCUUCAUCAAGUACCGUUGAGUGGAAUUGGUGGAGCAUGGAUGGGUUUCUUGGCAGAGCUUGCUAUGGCGAUUGAUAUGUUGACCUACGUAAUAGCAGUUUAAUUUCGGUUCCAAGUGAUGUAAUCCCUGUAGGCAUCAAGAUUUUGUUAAUUUUGCUUGGUUAAGAUCAUGAUGAACAAGAUUGAUAUUUGUCUGUCUUCAGUGCAAUUUAAGUGAGAAACUGUGUUUGGUAUCUUUUGGAUCAAUCUGUUGAUUAGCGUUGAAAUCGUUUUCGGCCUGUGGUAAAGGUGUUGUUGGAGUUGCGCUGUGGCUUGGCCAUGACUUGAGCUAAGUCACUUGUUUGGUUAGCUUUAAGGGGUCCUUUGGAUGGAUUAAAGUGAUUAGUCAAUGUGCUCCAAUCGACUC
Linum tenue is the source of this 742-nucleotide messenger RNA. The record is from the annotation of a GenBank genome assembly. NCBI's taxonomy places the organism in Eukaryota, Viridiplantae, Streptophyta, Magnoliopsida, Malpighiales, Linaceae.